CACGUCCACAAAAUAAUUUUUUUCACAUAUAUUUUUUUUGUUUUGUUUUGUUUCUCCUACAUUAUACAUAAAAAAAUGGCAGAUUUUAUCGACAAAGCCCAAGACUUGUUGGAGGAUAUUGACAUGGACACUUUCUUCAGUGAUGAAGAGGAAUUUGCUCCAGCUCCAGCUCCUCCUGCAGAAGAUCAAACCAUGACGGAAAAGUUUGCCAACGUCAAGAUAUAUAAUGGCUUCAGCGAACCAGAAUACAAUAUGGACGAUCCCGUGUUUUUAUAUAGAAUGUUUUACCGUUCCUUUUUUCCUUACAAAACCUAUUUUCACUGGCUCAACUAUGACAUUACACCCGCCCGAAGCUUUACUCAUCGUGAAUUCAGUUUUACACUUGCCAACGAUAUUUACCUUCGUUUCAAGUCCUUUCCUAACGGGGAUGCAUUAAAAAAAGAAAUCGAAAGAUUACAGCCUGCCAAAAUUGAUAUCGGUGCUGUCUAUAGUAUCAAACCAGCAGAUAAAAAGACGGUGAGCGAAAAAGCUUUUAAACCUUUAGAAAAAGAAUUUGUACUCGAUAUCGAUAUGACGGAUUAUGAUGAUGUACGUACCUGUUGUCAAGGAGGAGAUAUUUGCUUGCUUUGCUGGGAGUUCAUGACCAUCGCCAUCAAGAUUAUUGAUGCUUCUCUUCGAGAUGACUUUGGAUUCGAACAUAUCAUGUGGGUCUAUUCAGGUCGUCGUGGUGUGCAUUGUUGGGUAUGUGAUGAGAAAGCUCGUAAAUUGGACAAUGAGAACCGAAAGGCCAUCAUUAGUUUCUUGAGUAUCAUUAAGGGAGGUAGUCAAGUUGCACGUAAAGUGAGAUUACCUGUGUUAUUACAUCCAUCGCUUGAACGCUCCUUCACCGUUGUCGAAGAGUAUUUCAAGCCACUUUUGUUGCAAUCGAUGGGUAUUUUGGACACACCAAAGGAGUCUCAUAAAGUGUUAAUGAUGACAGACGAUCAAGUGAAGGAGGCUUUGGCGGAAAAGUGGGCUGACCCAACAAAAACAGCACACGAGAAAUGGGAAAUGUUGAUCAAGGAAGAGCAAAAAAAGAAAAGUAAGGAUACUUGUGCCUCGAGAGAUAUCAUGUUUCAAUACUGUUAUCCUCGCCUUGAUGUCAAGGUUUCUACCAACAUUAACCAUUUGCUGAAGAGUCCAUUCUGUGUGCAUCCAAAGACAUUAAAGGUGUGUGUACCCAUUAAGCCAGAAGAGUGUGAAUCUUUCAAUCCAAUGACAGUACCUACCUUGACCAAAUUAAGGCAAGAAAUUAUUGAACACGAUAAACUACCAGGCGCAGAUAAAACCAUACCAGACUAUAAAAAGACAUCGCUUAAAUCCUACGUUGAAUAUUUCGAUAAAUUCGUAAAGAACAUGUUGAACGAAACUAUCAAGGAAAAGCGUGGAGCAGCUGCCAUGUCCAUGGAUUUUUAAAAAUUUAAUAAAACAAGCGCUUUGUCACAAGGGUACCCCCCAUUGAAA
This is a messenger RNA of Mucor mucedo, 1503 nucleotides long. RefSeq lists its product as uncharacterized. NCBI's taxonomy places the organism in Eukaryota, Fungi, Mucoromycota, Mucoromycetes, Mucorales, Mucoraceae. Bases 76 to 1455 code for a protein of 459 amino acids. Gene Ontology annotation, biological process: DNA replication, synthesis of primer. Gene Ontology annotation, cellular component: alpha DNA polymerase:primase complex. The record is from RefSeq and is a predicted model, not a curated record. The transcript is spliced from 7 exons.